Molecule: messenger RNA, 1534 nt
Organism: Cadophora gregata
Lineage: Eukaryota; Fungi; Ascomycota; Leotiomycetes; Helotiales; Ploettnerulaceae
Gene: CIP2
Product: carbohydrate-binding module 1
Exons: 1
Coding region: 63-1250 (395 amino acids)
Source: RefSeq, a predicted model, not a curated record
CUCGGACUUUCACCACAGCCGUCCUUCUAUCAACGUUUGUCCGUCCUUGCUGUCUCACCAUCAUGAAGUACUUUUCUACCUUUCUGCUCGCGGUUCCCGCUCUAGCAUCUCCAUAUCCCUACCUCGACGAGCGUCAAGCCGCAGCAUCCUGCGGUCUACCAGCAGGUUACACCCCCUCAACAACAGAAGCCAAACUCCCAGACCCAUUCACGUUCCUCAAUGGCACAAAGAUCACCAGCAAAUCCCAAUGGCCGUGCCGCCAACAAGAGAUCAGCGCUCUGAUGCAAAAGUACGAGCUCGGUGAUUUACCUCCCAAGCCCGAGAAAGUAACAGCAACAUUUUCCGGCGGCGCACUUAAAGUGACCAUCACAGACGGCGGUAAAUCCAUCACGAUGAACGCUAAGAUCACAACUCCAUCUGGUGGGAAGGCUCCAUACCCAGCUAUCAUCGCUAUCGGCGGAUCGAGCAUCCCCGUCCCAGCAGGCGUGGCAACCAUCAACUUCGAGAACGACAACAUGGCCGCCCAGCAGAACAGUGGCAGUCAUGGCACGGGACUCUUCUUCAACUUGUACGGCAAAAGUCACAGCGCAGGCGCCCUCAUCGCUUGGGCAUGGGGAGUGAGUCGUCUGAUCGACGGGCUGGAGUUAACUCCCUCGGCAAACAUCGACACCACCCGCCUCGGCGUGACAGGGUGUUCGCGAAACGGCAAAGGCGCAUUCAUAGUCGGCGCAUUUGAGCCACGCAUCGCGCUCACUAUCCCGCAGGAAUCCGGCUCCGGCGGAGCAGCAUGCUGGCGGAUCUCCGACUCGGAAAAGAAAGCUGGGAGGAACAUCCAGACGGCCUCGCAGAUCGUAGGCGAGAACGCGUGGUUCUCGCCGAACUUCAAUAGUUGGACUUCCAAAGUCACGCAGCUCCCGUUCGAUCACCAUAUGCUUGCUGCUCUUACCGUUCCCAGAGGGCUAUUCCCCUUGGAGAAUGAUAUCGAUUGGCUUGGUCCGGUGAGCACGACGGGGUGUAUGGAGGUUGGGCAGACGAUUUAUAAGGCUUGGGGGGUGCCGGAGAGCUUUGGGUUCUCGCUUGUGGGGGGGCAUAGUCAUUGCCAGUUUCCGAGUAGUCAGCAGUCGGACUUGACGGCAUUUAUGCAGAGGUUUUUGUUGGGGAGUGCGGCGAAUCCGCCGGUUGUGGCGAAGAGUAGUUCGAAUGUUAAUUUGGCGAGUUGGUAUUCGUGGAGCGUGCCGGCUUUGACUUAGGAGGGUGGAGGGUGGAGAGAUUGUGUGAGAGGGGAGAUGUAAAUAGCUGGUUGGUGGAGAUCAGAACAUGUGGAUAUUGAGAGAGAAGGUGGGAAGGUAGUGGUUGGAAUUCUGUACAUAAGUUGUCCUUCUUUCUUUGUCCCGUGUUGGAACUCUUACUCUCGUUAAAGGUCAUCCUCAAUGUUGACUUCUCGCUUAAUUUCUUGUGGUGAAGUCUUCUGCUCAGAAACAAUGCCAAUGUCUUUGAAAAUCGAACUGAUUCCGACCCAGCACAUGAAGGAUUG